AAUUUGUUAUUUAUAUAAAGGUAACAUUGGAAAGGAGAAUUUAUGUAAUAAAUCAAAAUUGCGUAGUAACAUUUACAAUUCGAUGUUGCGAGCUUUUCGUUUGAGAACCACUGACGUUAGACGCUCACUUCACUAUAGAUAAGUUGCUUUGAGUUGCAUUCUGAAAGGGGAAAGGUUGUAGAACUUCCUAUGUAUACAAGUAAUAAAAAGUGACGUAAUUAAAUUAAUGGAAAUGAAUUGAUAAUUAAAUCCUCGAUAUAACAAUCAUGAUAUACGUUGAAAGUUGUGAGUUACGACAAUAGUAUUUACAAAAACGUGCCAUAUAUAUAUACAUAUAUAUAUAUGUAAGACCCACCUUAUUUGUUGCCCGUUCAUAAUAAUAGAGAGUAUUAUUUACAAGAAUAUUAUUAAGGAUAUUAUUUAGAAAUAUCAGUCGGAAUAGAGACGCGAUGUCGCUCAGUGCUAGUGCCGAAAAUUUAUCAUCGGAAGGACAAAACAAUGAAAGGUGGAAUAUGUGCCUUGAGUUGGCACUCGAAGGAGAACGUCUCUGUAAGGCAGGAGACUGCAAAUCAGGUGUUGCAUUUUUUCAAGCUGCUAUUCAAGCAGGAACAGAUGAUCUAAGAAUACUGAGUGCAAUUUAUAGCCAGCUAGGCAAUGCGUAUUUUUAUCUUGGAGAUUAUGUAAAGGCAAUGCAAUAUCAUAAAUUGGACCUAACACUUGCGAGAAAUAUGGGAGAUAAAUUAGGAGAGGCAAAGUCAAGCGGUAAUUUAGGAAAUACGUUAAAAGUCAUGGGAAAAUUUGAUGAAGCUAUGUUAUGUUGUAAAAGACAUUUAGAGAUAUCGAGAGAAAUUGGUGAUAAGCUUAGUGAAGGCAGAGCUUUAUAUAACUUGGGAAAUGUAUAUCAUGCAAAAGGAAAGCAAGCAGGAAGAGUAGGACAACAUGAUCCUGGAGAAUUUUCUGAAGAUAUUAGACAGUGUUUACAGGAAGCUGUGCGAUAUUAUGAGGAAAAUUUAGAACUUAUGAGAGAGUUGGAAGAUUCUGCCGCACAAGGUAGAGCUUGUGGUAAUUUAGGUAAUACGUUCUACCUUUUGGGAGAUUUUCAGCAGGCUAUAUAUUAUCACAAUGAACGAUUAAAAAUUGCUAAGGAAUUUGGUGACAAAGCAGCAGAAAGAAGGGCAAACAGUAAUUUAGGAAAUUCGCAUAUAUUUCUUGGAGAAUUUGAAAAGGCUGCUCAGCACUAUAAGAGAACUUUGGUUCUUGCACAAGAGUUAGGUGAUAGGGAAGUAGAAGCACAGGCUUGUUACUCCCUAGGCAAUACAUAUACGCUUCUUCGUGAUUAUCCAGCUGCUAUAGAAUAUCAUUUAUGGCACCUUGGAAUUGCUCAACAAUUAAAGGAUCGUGUAGGCGAAGGACGUGCGUGUUGGUCAUUAGGCAAUGCUUAUGCUGCUAUGGGCAAUCAUGAAAAAGCACUUCAUUAUGCAAAUUUACAUUUGAGUAUUUCGAAAGAAUUGGAGGAUCCAAUGGGACAGGCUACUGCACAAAUGAAUGUUGACGAUCUACAAAAAAUUUUAGGAUUAGGAAAAGGACAAGAACAUAAUAAAGAAAAUCAAAUGCAUAAACUUACUAUGAAUGCAGCAUCAAAUUACAAUAAUUCUUCUCCUGGCAGAUAUAGACUUCGUCGUCAGAGCAUGGAUAAUUUAGAUCUCAUUAAGCUUACGCCCGAUGGAAAACAAAAGGAGCCUAUAGAACCAUUGCCAGAUGUUGCUAGUAGCGCUACCGCACAAUUAAUGCAAAAAGAAGAAGAUAAUUUCUUUGAUCUUUUAUCUCGUUUUCAAUCUGGUAGGAUGGACGAUCAACGUUGCGCUCUUCAUGUAAAUCGUAACGCAAAAGUUAGAAGUAUUUCCCCUGAAAAUGACAAAGACGGAGAAGAUUUGAUGGAAUUAAUUGCUGGAAUGCAAAGUAAAAGAAUGGACGAACAACGUGUUACUUUACCUUUCUUGCCAGGUUUAAAUACUAAUGGAAACGAUCAAGCUAAAUCAUCUGCUCAAGCACACGCAGAUGCUGAUGAUUCGUUUAUUGAAAUGCUUGUAAGAUGUCAGGGCUCACGGUUAGAAGAUCAACGUAGUCCAUUACCAGCUGCAGCUUCGUUACAAGAUGCAGAAGAAGAAAGAAAUCCAAGAUCUAAUGGAAAUACUCAUUCUGGUUCUACAGUACCAGAAGAAGAUUUAUUUGCUUUGAUCCAAAGACUUCAAGCUGGACGAAUGGAAGAUCAACGUGCAUCCGGACCUGGAAAAAUAUGUUAAACGCAUACGGAAAUUUUGUAAUAAUAGGAAUUGACGAUUUCAAGCAGUAAUGCGAAGGUUAACACUAUAAUCUCCUAACUUCGUUCAAAGUUUCUGCUAUACAGGAGAAAUUAGAUCUCUAAUAUAUAUGGAGAUUUAUUUUGAUUUAUAUAUUAUAUUCAAUAUUUUUUUAAUCUUUUUUUUUUCUCCAUACAAACAUAUAGGUUUCUGAUCAUGUUUGAUUUGAAAAUGGCAAGAUUUAACACACCGUCCAUUGAUACCAGACCCUUUAUUCAUCGUAUCAAUUUUAUCAUAUUAAUAUGCAAUAAUUUUACUUACAUUUAUAUAUUACGUUUUAUCGAAGAGUUAUCAAUUUCCUAUACGCCAGAGAGCUUAGCAUAUGGUGCCAAAUUUAAUACUAACAAGUUUGAAUUAUUUGUAGAAAUAAUUUGGGGUUGUUUACAUUAUAUCAAACGCAUAUAUUAUCAAUAGAUAAUUUCUUAAAUCUAGCAAUCUAACACAAUUAAUUAUAUUAGAAAUUAGGAAUCAUGUGUUAAGGUAUUGCUUUAAAAAAUGCCUAAAAAUUUCUCAAGCACUGCCAAUACUGGAGCACAGAUGAUUAGUUGAGCAAACAAUACAUUUAGAAAACUGUAUCUAUGCCAAAGGAUGUCAAUCUUUUGAGUGUGAGGUAGAUAUACUUAAAAUAUUUAAAUAAUAUACACAAAUAGAGUCUUAAAUAGUUGACUCGUGAAUUGUUUUUAUACGUUCACUUCGAACUCAAUGCUUAAGAAUAUUUUAUUUCUUUAAAAGAAAUAAUUUUAUUCGAACUAUAAGAAGUAUCAUGAAUAAAAUUUGUGCCAAAAUAAUGUGAAAAACUAAGAUAAAGUAAACGGAACAACAACUAAGGCACCAUUCUUAAAAUAAGCUCCUAAAGAUUUUUCGAUACAUUGCAAAACAAAACGGAUCGUUCGUUUUCAAAUUUAUCGAAAUGAAUUGGAUUUUUUCAAAUGACCAGAAUUGAUAAAAUAUUGAAAAAUUAUCGUAUUUCGACCUAAUGUAUUUUUCAAAUUCUUUUGCCUCGCUGCUAUAGAGCAAGCUGGUUCUUGCUAUUAAAGUAUAAUAGAAAUGGAUUUUUUGGUAAAAAAAAAAAAAAAAAAAGAAAGAAACAUAAAAUAAAAGGAAAAGAAAAAGCAAUUUUACACACGGGACACGUAUGAAUAAAGACUACUACAUCAGGAAUUCCAAUAGCACAAUUCUGAUCAAGAAGAUAAUUAAUAUUUUUUUAUUAAGCUUACAUUACGUUUGACUGCAUGAUUUACAUGGAUAUACAUAUUAGAUAGUAAUUCAUUAAAGAAAUCUAUCGUUUUAUGGUCCUAACCGAUGGUCUAGCGCUUGAAAUUUUCAAACGGUUCAAGCGUUUUAUAAAAUAACUUAAGUGUUACAAUGUUUGAUCGCGCUUAAAUAUAUAUAUAUAUAUAUGUACACGUGUUGUAGGAGAUAACAAAAUCCUGUUAUUCAGACAUUCUACAUUUUUCUGCAUCUAAUUAUACGCUUUUACUGCUACCGUUCGUAGUCUUCUGUUGUUACAAAGAUGCUAUUAUUCGAACAAAGAUUCCGAAUAUGUGAACUUGAAUGUAUCGUAUAUCGUUUAAAGAUAUAUAUUUUGGUAAACUCUGUUUAGAAUAAUUCUACAAGAUCUAAUAAUCAUUAUUUUCAUAGUUAAAUAAUCAUAUACGUAAAGUUACAAUUUUUGCGAGAGAGACAAAGUAAGAAAUACAUUUCAUAUAGAAAAGUUCUAUCUAAUUUGAGCAAUGAAUUGCUUAGAAUGUUUAUUAUGAAUUAACUGUUACUAUAUCUAUAUACACAUGUAUAGUUUUAAGAUUAAAAAGAAAAAAAAAAAAAACUCUUUAUAUACGAAUGACAGGAUAGAUCGUAAUUUGAAACAUAUAUUUCGCAUAUAUGUAAACUUAAUUCGAUAUAAUGGUGAUUCAAUGACAGGGAAACAUUGCUACUUAAUGAUAGCUAUGUAGUUUUCGUUAAGAAGAUGAUCAUUUGAUCAUUAAUAUCUCUCUUUAGUUCAGUUAACAAUAAUUAACAAUCAUUAAGUUAGUAAAAUAAGCGAAUAAUAUUGAUAUAAUAAUAAUAAUAAGAAUAAGAAUAAUAAUAGAAAUAAUAAUAUUAAUAUUAAUAUAAUAAUAAUUAUUUUUUGUAAAAUUUUUUAUUACUCUUGUAAUAAUUCUUAUUAUUUUGCUAAUCAAUCUUUAUUCUUAUUAUCGCACAAGAAAUUGCGAUAGUAAAUAUUAGGUACUAACAAUUCUACGAUUACGUUAAUGUAGAAUUUUUUUAUAGAUUUUCUUUAAUAACGAAAUUCGAAUUUCUCAUUCUACAGUGUAGAUAUAUACAUACAUUCCACUGUCUUACAAAUAUAGACGUGUAUAACAAAUUGAAUGAAUAAUAAAGAUAUACAUUUUUCAAA
Molecule: messenger RNA, 4758 nt
Organism: Vespula pensylvanica (western yellowjacket)
Lineage: Eukaryota; Metazoa; Arthropoda; Insecta; Hymenoptera; Vespidae
Gene: pins
Product: G-protein-signaling modulator 2
Exons: 8
Coding region: 450-2303 (617 amino acids)
Molecular function (GO): GTPase regulator activity; protein binding
Source: RefSeq, a predicted model, not a curated record